UGUUCAGUCAGAAUCGAAAUGAGAAAAGAACCUUCAAGAUGGGAUGCAUGGAACCCACACAGUUAAUACAGAUCCUGAAUAUCAAGAGAGAGACUUCAGGAAAUGGGGACAAGUUCAAGGGACGUCUGUAUAUUGAUGGGCGCUCAGACAUCGUAGCUGUAGAAGUGGAGUCUCACCUGUCCAUGAAAGGCUAUCUACUGACUGAAGCUCCCUCCGUCACCACGGCGUCUCUGUUUUGGAAACUCAUAGAACAACAGGAGUCUGGUACUGUCAUUGUCCUGCCAGACUCGCACCAGAAUCUGUCCAGCUAUGUGCCUUCUCCAGGAGAGAGUCUGAACGUGAGUCCAGUCAGUGUGAAAUGUUCAACAGAGAACACAAUCAACCCCGACAUCGUGCUCAGGAGCGUACACAUACAGAUUAACGACCGUCCGCCAUCCCCAGUGCAUGUGUACAUAAUGAAGCAGUUUCCAGAAGAUUCCCUCCAUGCUCUUGGAACUGCUGGAACAAGUAGAUCUUCAUACGAGUGGGGAUGAAUCCCAACCAGUUGCUGUCAUCUACAGUGAAUCUGACAGACAGAGAGGUGCAAUAUUGUGCAUCCUGAGCAAUAUUGUUCAAGGCCUGAAGUAUGACAAAACAGUUGAGAUCUACAACAACAUGAAGGCUAUGGUCCACUGCCUGGAUCAAGAUAUCACACAGGCUGACGUUGCUCUUUGUUAUGACGUAGCUUUGGAAGGCAUAGAGUCGCAAAGCAUCUACGAAAACGUCUAACAAGCAACUAUUCUCCUUCAUGGACCAACAAACCUCCGGGCUUCAACUUACAGAUCAGAUUUGAUGCCAUUAACGCACCAGUAACAAUGAACUUUUAUUUGUUGUCUUCAUAUUUUCCUCCCUACAUUUUCUCUUAUAAUUUUGUUAUUUCUUAUCUUAUGAGUGAGUUUACAUUUGCAUAGUUGAUUGAUUGAUCAUUAAAGAAUUUAAUAUGUGUUCAGGCAUCGAGACCCAUUUACACCUUGCCCAUCAUGAAACGUUGCUCAGAUUCUAAACACUUCAUAACGUAGCAACACACUUUAAGGUAUGCAAGAAUUACAUUCUGAACUUCAUGACGAGCUAUAUUCCUGGUAACGUCUGAAUCUUUUGUUUUGUACCUGAUCCAUAUUUAAGAAGAGUUAAGUUUGUUAUUGUGUUAAGAAGAUUGCUAUACUGGUGAAAUGCAAGUGUAUAUUGAGGGUCAGACCAACCAUCAUAUCUUCAGGCAUAAUUGAAUUAAACUCUGUGUUCGCAUAAUAAGGAGUACUGGAAGCACCUUUAAAAUACGUAACUAAGGCCUUAGUCACCUGUAAACCCGUGAAAAAGGGUUCAUUCAAACAAUUUAUUGUUAUAUUCAUUGUGCUAACAUCGUCAUACAGUGAAUCCCUGGUGGCCAUAAGCUUAUGAUGUCUUUGUAUAUGAUAAUACAAGAGGGACACUCACACAUACAUCUUAUUAUAGUAGGACGUUGGGUCAUUAUUUUUUCAUAUCUAUUUUUGGAAAAUUAUUUAUUUGAAAAUGCACAGAAACUUGUAUAUGUUGUACUUACAUAUCAUGCAUCGCUCAUCUAAUCUUUGUUCACCCAUAUGGGUUUAUCUCACGCUCUAACCUAUAUCAUUGUAGCUGCUUGUUUGACAGAAUCGUGUUCCUAUCACACCUAUCUCUUUGGGAUGCUGUUUGGUUUCCCUGAAUAUAUACUAGGCACAUAAAGAAACUGUGCAUACAAACAUUUAAAAUCUAAAUUUAUCAAGCCUGU
Molecule: messenger RNA, 1783 nt
Organism: Haliotis rubra (blacklip abalone)
Lineage: Eukaryota; Metazoa; Mollusca; Gastropoda; Lepetellida; Haliotidae
Exons: 8
Coding region: 39-533 (164 amino acids)
Biological process (GO): protein dephosphorylation
Molecular function (GO): protein tyrosine phosphatase activity
Source: RefSeq, a predicted model, not a curated record